Molecule: messenger RNA, 2464 nt
Organism: Phragmites australis (common reed)
Lineage: Eukaryota; Viridiplantae; Streptophyta; Magnoliopsida; Poales; Poaceae
Product: protein LNK1-like
Exons: 11
Coding region: 429-2168 (579 amino acids)
Biological process (GO): circadian rhythm; regulation of DNA-templated transcription
Source: RefSeq, a predicted model, not a curated record
CAAGAAAAAAAAAACACAUCUUUUCCUCGCUUAUCAAUUUCAUUUCCGUAAUACUCUCUUCCCUUGCCUCCUGAAAAAAGAAAGAAAUACUAGAGCCAAAAAAAAAAAAAAUUCAGGAAGCAUCCGGAGACAGAGCAGAGCAGCCACAGGAGCGGAGCGAGCAAGCCAUCCCUACGGCGGCGGCGGCGGCGGCGUCUCGAAGCGACCGCGCUGAUAAGAUCCGGUUCUUCUCUCCCUCUGCCUGUUUGUUUGCUUGUUCCUGGAGGCGAAGCAGGUUGGGCGCAGAGGCAUCGGUUCCGUCGGGUUGAGGUUCUGAUCCGUAGCUCUUCAUUUGGGAAGGACUUGAUCAAGAACUGGGGAUCUUGAGUUGAAUAUGAUAUCAAAUCCGGUGGAUUGGUACAGUUUUGGACCUGGAUAGAAUUGUAGGGAUGCCAGAUUGGAGGGUGGGCGAGUUUGAAGGUAAAUUCAAGGAUGAAUUUGCUCAGAGUAAUAAUAACGAACAUGAAGGUGGAAUUGGGACUCCUGGUAUCACUAGUAGUAAGAAGUUGAAGCAUGCAGUUGCCAGUGAGGAAAGCCCCCAAGGUGGCAUCUCUGGAGCAAAUAACACAGAUUCACAGAAGUGUAAUUCAGAGCACAUCCAGUCUGCCAAUGGGGUAAUAUCCCAGAACAUAAACAGUACCAAUAACUGCAUAGGAGACUGCAAAGAUGGCUCAAAUACCUUUCCUUUGAGAGAAGAAAAUACAACCACAGAAACCAGAUGUCCAACAGAUAAUUGGAAUACCUGUCAGUUUGCACUGAGCAAUGGUUCGCCCAUUCUCAAUAACCACAGUGCGCCGCAGGGUAGCCUCACUUAUGGAGAUAAUGAUUUAAACUACAUCGAAUGGCCUGGCAUUGACAAUUUUGAGGAGGUCGAUACAUUAUUCAGGACAUGUGAUUCCACAUAUGGUCAGCAGCAGCUGGAGAACACAAAUGAGCUAUCUUGGAUUCCUUCUUCUUCAGAUGCCGUUUACUCUUCUGAUGUUGCUCUGCAGCAAGGGUUUGACUCCUCUUAUUCAGAUUAUGGUAUUCUGGAUGACCUCUCAGCAUUCCACUGUGCAGAUGAUAAAUCAUUAUCCUCGGUUGAUCCUUCAGUUGCUCUAUGUGACAAGCAAUUCAAUGACAAUUAUCUGUUCAAUGAGCAAAAGAAUGUGAAUGCAUAUGACGAACAGGUUUACCAAGAGGAUGCGAUGGAGUUCUUGCCCACUGACCAGAUAUGCAGUGGGCAUGAAAACUUUGAUAUGGUUGGAAGUCAAUAUUCGUCAGGAAAUGCCAUUCAAGGUAUUGAAGAAAAGCAAUAUUCUAUAGCUUCAGCUUCUCAGCUGAGCUCCUCUCAGAAUUUAUUGAAGAAAAAGCACCACUUAGAUUCCAGUUCACCAAGCAACAUUACUUCUGAGCCCUAUCCAGAAAGAAAUGGCCAGUUCAGUCCAUCUGGUGCUUCAUUUGCUCAGAUGAACACUAAGGUGCAGAAGAAAGUUGUCAACAUACAACCAAGACAGCCCAUAAGUGAUAAUGUGGUGAACGGACAUCCUCAAACAUUGACAAGAAGAGCUUCAUAUCCUUGUGAGAAUUAUGAAACUGAAAGAAAGGGGUUAGGCAAAAGAACAUUGGGGGAUCCUCAAGUUACAAUGGGUACUUCAAUGGUAGUGGAUGGCUCAUUUGUAUCAUCUAUGUCCUCUGAUAACUCAGUUGAAGAAAGCAGCUUUCGACAACUUCAGGAUGCUGUUAGACAGCUGGAUGUCCAAACCAAAUUGUGCAUUAGAGAUGGUUUAUACCGACUGGCACGAAGUGCUCAACAUAGGCAAGUUUUUCCAAAUACAAUGAACAGCAAUGGAGAUAGCCAGGAUGUAAAGGAUAUGCAAAAUGCAGAAACUUCGCGCAAGUUUGUCGAUCCUCGGAGCAUUGAGACACAGACAAACCCAAUUGAUCGGUCUAUAGCUCUGUUACUUUUCCAUCAGUCAUCGGACCACGUAACUGGAGCAGUUGAUGAUGCCUCAUCACUAAAGUCCCAUGUUAGUAAAAAGCAACACCAGGGCCCUGCUAAAAACCAGGAUGUGGUACCAGCUUCAUCUAUAUAUUCCCCAAGAGGACAGGGUGGGUUCAAGGAUGCAAAAUGUCUGGACAAUUACUGAAUAUAUGAUGCUUCUAUCCAUGACCAGGUUAAAGUUGCAAGACGUGGAGCUUCCAACGUUUGUGAUUGUUCAUAGUGUACUGUUGUUGCAAACGUAUUGGGGCCACUUGUCGUUUCUUCGUUUUGUUUUGAACUUGCAGUUUAGUAGUUGUCAAGCUUGGUGUGUACCGUGUUUUAGUCAACUCCAAUUAUAUUGGCUUUGACUAGCUUGUACCCUACUGUGAAGGCCCUCAGGAGUUCUGUGCCCCUUGUGUUCUGACUCACACUUUGUGUAAUCUCAAAACAUAGAUUUUGUCA